UUUUUGUCAGACCCACAGUGUUUCUGCGUUGAUUAGCCCCCCUUCGUUUCUCUCUUACGCAAAAGCAGCGGAAGGUUGUGAUUUGCUAGACUCGGCCCUCCCUCUUCGUGGGGUAACUUAUUACGAGUUUGCAGGCGGAGUCGUCUUCCCUGAGAGGUAAAUUGUGUGCUGUACAAUUGGUGGAGUCGGGUACGAAGCUGUCCUUUCCCUUUUCCUGUGAGGGACAGUCAACAGUUCAGACGAACCAGUCCGUUAAAUCUGCUAAAACGAAAAGGGGGGGAUAUUACCAGGAGUUAAUAUGUCGGGAAAUAAAGACAGCGACGGCGGAUGGAGGACGUUUGUGUGGAAUUCAGAAAAGAGGGAGUUUCUAGGACGAACAGGAUGUAGUUGGUUCAAAAUCAUCGUGUUCUACGUGAUAUUCUACCUGUGCUUGGCUGGAAUUUUCAUCGGGACCAUCCAGGCAAUGCUGCUGACAUUAAGUAAUUACAAACCCACCUACCAGGACAGAGUCGCCCCUCCAGGUCUUUCGCACACCCCACGCUCAGACAAAUCUGAAAUCGUUUUCACCAUGUCUGACGAGAAGACAUUUAACGACUACAUCACCAGCAUGAAGGACUUCCUGGAGAAGUAUGAUGAUGAGCGUCAGGUUGACCAGAUGAAAUUUGAAGACUGUGGAGACACUCCCCAGACAUACAAGGACCGUGGAAAUCUGGAAAGUGGCGAAGGACAGAGGAAAGCUUGCCGUUUCAGCAGGUCUUUGCUCAGUAGCUGCUCAGGGUUGAGCGAUUCCACUUUUGGCUUCAAGGAGGGAAAGCCGUGCAUCAUUGUCAAGCUCAACAGGAUUGUUAACUUCAGACCAAGGGCCCCCUCUGGCAACCAGUCACUUCCAGAGGGUCUGCAGGGCAAAGUACAGCCCAACCUGAUCCCCAUUCACUGCAAAAAUAAGAGAGAAGAAGAUGAAAACAAGAUUGGAGAGAUCAAGUACUUUGGCUUAGGCGGAGGCUUUCCCCUUCAGUACUAUCCUUACUACGGCAAACUUCUGCAACCCCAGUACCUGCAGCCCCUGGUGGCCAUUCAGUUUACCAACCUCACUUUGGAUCAGGAGGUGCGCAUUGAGUGCAAAGUAUAUGGAGAAAACAUCGACUACAGUGAGAAAGAUCGCUAUCAAGGACGUUUUGACGUUAAGCUGACAGUCAAGUCGUGACCUCAGCCAUCAUGAGCACUCUCAUUUUGAAACAAGUAAAAUGUAGAGAGAAUAAAAGAGUUCAGAUAAACACCACUAGUCUUUGAACAUUCAUAAUAUACAGGACCUACACUUAAUCUGUGUGCUUUACACUUGCUUUUCUGUGUGUUUGUCAAGGGUUAGAUUGUAAAAUACAAGAGUAGCAAUAGCAAAUAUUUAUUCUACUGUACAUGAAAAUAUUCCUUGAGCCAUGGGAUGUGUUCAUCUAUUACUGUAAAACUGCAAUUCCACUACUGACGUGUAGCGAGCUGUGUUUCUAUCCCCAAAGUAUUUCAUCCUAAUGUGGUUUCUAUAUUUUUUGGAGUGUCCAGUGCUGUAUUCUAGUCCUGUUGUAAUCCCUUCUGUCUUCUGUCAGCUUUAGUGGUCCAAGGUGUGUGCGCGUGAGCUCGUGUUUGUGUGCAGGUGUGUUAGUUUCUGUGAGUGUUUGGAGUGUGCGCUAAUGUGCUCUGACUAACUGAAUUACUAGCGUGGUACUCUGAACCUUUAAGGCCCAUGUUUGAGUAAAUGACUGCACUCCAUGGAAUCGGUUUUUUGUGUUUCUUUUUUUGUGUUCCCAGUUGUGGAAGGAUACAUUUGUACACCUUUUCUUUGUUGUUCACCUUUAGCUGUAGGAUAUAAUUUGAUGACAUUUCUGUUUGAUACUCUUACAUCUGUUCAUUCUUAAUUCAUAGCAUAGAGCUUUGUGGGUCCAGCAUAGAAGACUGUCACCUCCAUGGAAACAGUGGCAACUCAGUGCUUUGAAAUCUGAUUUGCUGGAGACAUCACAUGAUGUGAUGCAACUUACUAUUGAAUGUUUUAGCCAUUUUCGUGGUGGAAGAAUUUUAUAUUUAUGCAGUUGUACAUUUUUUUCAAAGUUUAAUGUAUGAAUCCAAUACCAAAGUCGCUGGUCAAAAAGCUAGAGAAUAUCAGAGGCAAUGCAGUGUCCCGUGUAAUAAGAUGUUUAGUUGGUGUGAAAAUACUUAAUUCAAUGUUGAAGAUCAAAACACUUGUCAGGAGUCUGCUCUUGUCACUUUAUUUAAUCUGCAUAAGGCUGAAACAAUAAACAGAAACAUGAGACAA
This is a messenger RNA of Scatophagus argus, 2302 nucleotides long. It is a transcript of the gene atp1b1a, whose product is annotated as ATPase Na+/K+ transporting subunit beta 1a. The record is from RefSeq and is a predicted model, not a curated record. Bases 299 to 1204 code for a protein of 301 amino acids. Gene Ontology annotation, cellular component: sodium:potassium-exchanging ATPase complex. Gene Ontology annotation, biological process: intracellular sodium ion homeostasis; intracellular potassium ion homeostasis; potassium ion import across plasma membrane. Lineage: Eukaryota; Metazoa; Chordata; Actinopteri; Scatophagidae. The transcript is spliced from 6 exons. Gene Ontology annotation, molecular function: ATPase activator activity.